UGAGCAGCUCCUCUAACCGGAAGUAAAGUCUGCGCAAGCUUGUCACUUCUUCUCGUUACCUGCACAGACGACGACGCAAGUGGACCCUCAUUGAAGUCGUGAUUGUCUCUCGAGUAAUAACAUUUGCAACCCAGCGGAUCAUUUCCCCCCCAACAUUCUUUCUGUGUGACUUUUGUGACGAAAGAACACCACCAAGGUCGACGACCAACAUGUUGUUCGGUUGCUUGGUUUCGAUGCUUCUGUUCACGUCUCUACUAACAGGUGUGAGUGGCUUUUCAGUAACCACGAGCAAUGCUAACGUACAAGUUAAAGAAAAUGCAGGGGUUGACCUUACAUGCUCUUAUACAGCUGACUUUGGUUCAAGUCCCAGGGUGGUGUGGAAGUUCAAGGACCGAACAGGUUCACAGAAAUAUGUAUUUUAUGAUGGAAAUCCCACUACGACGUAUUCCAACCGUGUGACAAUGUAUGGCAGCAAUCUGAGAUUUAAUAAAGUGACCCGCAAGGAUAAUGGAGUGUAUGACUGUGAGGUGUCUUCAACCGAUAGUCAGUUUAAGGAGGCCAGAGUGACGCUCACAGUUCUCGUGCCUCCGUCUCCACCAUUGUGUAGAGUUCCCACCUCAGUGACAACUGGAAAAAAGGCCUUGUUGACCUGUCACGAUGGAGACGGCUCCCCCUCUUCCCAAUACAAGUGGUACAGAAAUGGCAUCCCUCUGCCAGCUGAACCAAGCAAGAUUUCGGGCUUCCAGAAUUAUACCUAUCUGCAGAACUCUGUGGCUGGCACUUUG
This is a messenger RNA of Entelurus aequoreus (snake pipefish), 785 nucleotides long. RefSeq names its product junctional adhesion molecule A-like. The annotation marks the transcript as partial. The record is from RefSeq and is a predicted model, not a curated record. Gene Ontology annotation, biological process: regulation of membrane permeability; establishment of endothelial intestinal barrier; intestinal absorption. Lineage: Eukaryota; Metazoa; Chordata; Actinopteri; Syngnathiformes; Syngnathidae. Gene Ontology annotation, cellular component: bicellular tight junction. The transcript is spliced from 5 exons.